Messenger RNA from Desarmillaria tabescens, 763 nucleotides. RefSeq lists its product as uncharacterized. The record is from RefSeq and is a predicted model, not a curated record. The transcript has 3 exons. NCBI's taxonomy places the organism in Eukaryota, Fungi, Basidiomycota, Agaricomycetes, Agaricales, Physalacriaceae. The coding region runs from base 32 to 763 and encodes 243 amino acids. Gene Ontology annotation, molecular function: acyltransferase activity, transferring groups other than amino-acyl groups.
AUCAGAAGAGGUUUUGCUGCUAGCAGUCAUCAUGGAGAACCGCCAGUUGUAUCCCCUAGAGGUUAACUCUCAUGGCGAGCCCUUUCUUCGCCUGAAAGCACACCCAAACAUAAUAUUAACGCCACCACGUCUGACGGACGCGUCCGCUCUGAUGGAAGUGCUAAAUGACGAGCACGUUUGCAAGUGGCUCAAGAGUCCCCCGUAUCCUUAUCUUCAAGAACACGCUGACUCUUGGCUUCUCCACGUCAAGUCAUUAUCAGAUAGAGUACUCAACGAGUUAGAUUCUGCACGAGACGAGGCAUCACUCCGGAUCGUUGACGACUGUCCAGUAAGCUACAUACGCGAGGUUAACGAAGAUGGAACGGACGCAUUCAUCGGGAAUGCGACCAUCAUUAGAUGUCCAUGGAUGGAUUUAACAAGUUGCUCCGAAAUUAGCCAAGGAGAAAAAGACCGCCUAUUGGCGGAAAACGUCUCGAGGCCUGCUGGGGACCCCAGGACCUUCUGGACUAUAGGAAGCUAUCUUUCGUCCAGUCAUCACGGAAAGGGUAUAAUGACCGACGUGUACGCAACACUCCUCGAAAGCUGGGCAAUACCCAGGAUGGGGGUCCGUCGUAUAAUUGGCACCGCCUUUGAAGGCAACCAAGGAAGCGUUAGAGUAUUUGAGAAGAACGGUUUCGUUAUGAGGAAGACGAUUCCUGACUACCUGGAGGUGAAGGGUGUUCUGAGAAGUCUUCAUGUACUAGAUUGGAAACUUCCUAGUUAA